GAGAGAGAGAGAGAGAGAGAGAGAGAGAGAGAGAGAGAGAGAGAGAGAGAGAGGUUGGUCUUGUUCUUGUCUUUGACUCUAAACCAGUCUUUUUCGAUGCAUUUUUCUUCACUCACAAGUCUAUCAUCAUGUUUUCAACAAAUGACAAAUAUUUUUAUUAAUUUUAUAACAAAAAAACAUGACCCACCUCUUGCUGCUUCUUCACAUUCUUCUCUCUAUUAGAGAGACGCUCUCUACUCUACCCAUGAUCAAUCCCAACAAACACUUUACGUACGUUCUCCCCUUUUCAUAUCCAUUAGGACCAUUACACAUAUUCAUAUCAUUCCAAAGCAAUCCCCACAAAUCAUAUCCUCCUAUCCAUCUUCUUCCAAUCUCUCUCUCUCUCUCUGUGUAGUCUUCUUCAAAAAGGAUCCAAAAAUCCAAAUGAUGAUGAGGAAUCAGGACAUUACUACGAUCAGAGACAAGAAGAAGCCAAAUCAUGCGUGUGGUGGUAGUAACAACAAACCAAAGCUAAGAAAGGGACUUUGGUCUCCUGAUGAAGAUGAAAGGCUCAUAAGGUAUAUGUUGACCAAUGGACAAGGAUGUUGGAGUGACAUUGCUAGGAAUGCUGGUCUCUUACGCUGUGGCAAAAGUUGUCGCCUUCGUUGGAUCAAUUACUUAAGGCCUGAUCUUAAACGUGGUGCCUUCUCCCCUCAAGAAGAAGAUCUCAUCAUCCAUUUUCAUUCCAUUCUUGGUAACAGGUGGUCUCAAAUAGCUACUCGGCUUCCAGGAAGGACAGACAACGAGAUCAAGAACUUUUGGAACUCCACAUUGAAGAAGAGGUUUAAGAACAACAACAACAAUACUUCUUCUGGAUCAUCACCUAACAAUAGUAAUAGUAACUCUUUGGAUCUAAGAGAUCAGCAUGUGGAAAUGGGAGGCAAGUCAAACUCAAUGAUGGGUAGCUAUCAUCAUCAACAUGAUGACAUGAUGAUAAUGGGGAACACCAUGGGUAUGGACUCUUCUUCAUUCCAUUUUGCACCCGUGGUUAGUGGUGUGGGAUUGAACCAACUGGACCCCUUGAUAUCAGUACCGGAUCAUAGCCAAUAUCAACAAAUGGGAAACACAGGGAAUGUGUUCAACGUCAAUGGGUUAGGAGAUUAUGGAAACGCAAUUCUUGAUCCGAUUAGCAAGAGAGCAUCAGUAGAAAGUGAAUGGUUUCUUCCAGCGUCCGAGAAUAUAAAUUCUAUUCCUUGUACCACAAGCAACAACCUAAACGUAGAAGUCCUUGAUCCCUGUUUCAAUAGCAAAACAAUGUGUCAUUCAGAAAGCUUCAAAGUAGGGAACAUGUUUGGCAUGGAGAAUGCUUCUUGGGAAACAGAAAACCCUAAAAUUGGAGAUUGGGAUUUGGAUGGUCUCAUUGAUGACAACUCUUCUUUCCCCUUCCUUGAUUUCCAAGUUGAUUAACAAAUAUUUCCUCUUCCAUAAUUCUCUUUACUCAUUUGUAUUCAUUCUUCUAUACUUUUUUUCUUCUUCCUAUUCAUCUUCACAAUUACCAGAGCAGAUACUACCCCUCACUAGGGAGCUCGUUUUAAACAAUUGAGCUGCUUGCGAUGGGUUUAUGCACGGUUCCUUGAGUACAUGAAAUGUGAACAGGAAGGUUUGAGAUUUAUUUGCUGAGGUUGUACUUAAAUAAUGCUCCACACAAAGUGGUGAUUAGUUGGUAUAUUUGUAUAGCUUUCUCUUAUCUUUUCAAUUCUUUUUUUUUUUGGGUACAAAUCCGAGUUUGAUGUGUAAAACACGGUUUCGUAAUAAGAAAGAAUUAUUCA
This is a messenger RNA of Brassica napus (rape), 1808 nucleotides long. Its product is annotated as transcription factor MYB83-like. The record is from RefSeq and is a predicted model, not a curated record. The transcript has 2 exons. Bases 424 to 1446 code for a protein of 340 amino acids. NCBI's taxonomy places the organism in Eukaryota, Viridiplantae, Streptophyta, Magnoliopsida, Brassicales, Brassicaceae.